This is a messenger RNA of Purpureocillium takamizusanense, 1715 nucleotides long. RefSeq lists its product as uncharacterized. Gene Ontology annotation, molecular function: flavin adenine dinucleotide binding; N,N-dimethylaniline monooxygenase activity; NADP binding. Bases 1 to 1635 code for a protein of 544 amino acids. NCBI's taxonomy places the organism in Eukaryota, Fungi, Ascomycota, Sordariomycetes, Hypocreales, Ophiocordycipitaceae. The record is from RefSeq and is a predicted model, not a curated record. The transcript has a single exon.
AUGCCAGCGACAACUACCUCCAGGCUCGGCGGCACAUCUGUCGCCGCUGACGUUAUCAUCGUCGGUGCCGGCUUCGGGGGCUGCUAUGCCUUGCACGAGGUGAGGCAGCAGGGCUACACUACCAAAAUACUCGAAUCCGGGCAAGACUUUGGCGGGGUCUGGCACUUCAACAAGUAUCCAGGCGCGCGAGUGGACUCGGAAACGCCUCUCUACCAGCUUGGCCUGGAGCAGGUGUACGACGACUUUAGCUUCUCCGAGCGCUUUCCCGGCAGUGACGAGAUUCGCCAGUACUUUGCACACUUGGAUAAGACACUGGACCUACGGAAAGACACCAUAUUCGACUCCAAAGUAGUCAACGUCGAAUAUGACCCCUCAUCAAACACUUGGAGCCUCAGCAGCGCCUCGGGACUAACAGCGACAUGCCGCUACGUCAUCUUCGCCGCGGGAAGCAGCAACAAGCGCUACAUACCUGACUUCCCGAAGCUCAAUGAGUUUCGAGGUGAAGUGAUUCACCCCGCUCAGUGGCCCGAGGACCUCAGUCUGGAGGGCAAAAAGAUUGGCAUCAUCGGGCAGGGCGCCUCCGGACUGCAAAUCGUCCAGGAACUGGCCAAGAGGGACUGCGAGCUGACAGUCUUUGUGCGAACCCCCUGCACGGCGAUUCCCAUGGGUCAGCGCAACAUCCCACGACAUGAGGCGGAGGAGCUCAAGAGUCUUUACGGAAGCCUCUGGCAAAAGGCCAAGUACGCGAGCGUGCACGGCUAUGCCUACAACGACUGCCCCUUCUCGUUCCACGACCUCACACGAGACGAGCGGCAUGCGCUGUACGAGCGACUCUGGGCCAGGGGAGGAUUUGCGUUCUUCUCCUUGCUGUUCCGCGACUAUACUGUGGACAAGGAGGCCAACGCUGAAGUGUACAGCUUUUGGGCGAGCAAAGUCCGCGCGCGCAUCACGGACCCCGAGAAGCGCGACAUCAUGGCCCCCCUCGAGCAGCUCCACUGGAUCUGCACCAAGCGCCCGAGCCUCGAAAUGGACUACUACGAGAUGAUUGACCGGCCGAACGUGAAGCUGGUGGACUUGAAGGAGACGGCAAUCCGGGAGUUCGUGGCCAAUGGCGUGACGACGGACGAGGGCAAGCUGCACGAACUCGACGUGGUCGUGUUCGCGACAGGGUAUGACUCUGUGACGGGCAGCCUGUACGAUAUGAACAUUCACGAUAAGAAUGGUGUGCUUCUGCAGAAGAAGUGGAAGGACGGGAUCAAGACGCACCUGGGCAUGAUGGUGCCGGACCUUCCCAACGCAUUCGUCCUGUACGGUCCACAGGCGCCCACAUCGCUUGCCAACGGACCACCCUUCCUGGAGCUGCAGGUGGAAUGGGUGACCAAGGUCCUACAGCGGAUGAAGGAGGACGACCUCUGUACGCUGGAAGCAUCUCCCGCUGCCGCCGCGGCGUGGGCAGAGCUCUCGUACCAGAUCUUCCAGGCUAUGCUAUAUCGAGAUACGCCGUCGUGGUAUAACGGCGCAAACAUUCCGGGGAAGCGACAGGAGCCGCUGAUUUGGUUGGGGGGCGUCAAGGCCUGGUGGGAGGCUUGUAAUGACGCACUCGAAGACUGGUCCACGUUCACCGUGAUGAAAUAGAGGGCAUCGAGGCGCCGUCCAUUGCAUUCGCAGGUGUCUAUUACAGAGUAUAUCGAAGCAAGUUGCUUAGCGCUGGUGAA